AUGAAUCAACUUGUACAAGAUGAAGAACAUCGCUACCCCUUAGCAGUUGAACCCAUGACCAAGGGACGUUAUGUAGACGACAUCUGUGGAGGAGCUGAUGAUCUUGAACAGCUCGACUGUGUGGCUCUUCAAUUAAUCCAAUUAUGCAAAGCUGGUGGAUUUCCAUUAGCUAAGUGGAAAUCUAAUCAUCCUCAAUUAUUGUCUUCAAUUGUUUCCAGUCCCGAGUCCAGUAUUGAACAUUUCUUCGACUCUUCUGAUAGUAAGAUUCUUGGGCUUCUUUGGAUCAGUCACUCCGACGUUUUCAAGUUUAAUCUAAAAUUAACACCUAGCACUACUCUCACUAAGCGCAGUAUUCUCUCUGAGAUUGCACGCAUUUUCGACCCACUCGGACUUAUUUCACCCAUCGUCAUUCAAGCUAAAGUAAUUUUACAGUCUCUAUGGCUCGAAAAGCUCAAUUGGGAUGAACCCCUCUCUCCUCGCUUAUCUCAAAGAUGGUUUAACUUACAAAAUAGCCUAAAUAACCUAAGUCUCAUCACAAUACCUCGCUGGAUUCAUUUCCCAUCUUCAAACCAACCAGUACAACUCCACGGAUUCACUGAUGCCUCUAAGGUAGCUCUAUCAGCAGUAGUCUAUCUAAGAUCAAUUCAUCAGGACAACGUCAGUAUACGACUCAUUUGUGCCAAGACAAAAGUUGCCCCACUCAAACCAUGCAUCAUUCCACGACUUGAACUGGCUUCCUGUGCUCUACUAGUGAAACUAGUUUCUCAAGUCUGUGCAACCCUCCCCAUACCUGAUCAGGAAAUCUUUCUUUGGACUGACUCAAGUGUGGCACUCGCUUGGAUAAAGGAUCAUCCAUCAAGAUGA
Messenger RNA from Leptopilina heterotoma, 864 nucleotides. RefSeq lists its product as uncharacterized. NCBI's taxonomy places the organism in Eukaryota, Metazoa, Arthropoda, Insecta, Hymenoptera, Figitidae. The record is from RefSeq and is a predicted model, not a curated record. The transcript has a single exon. The coding region runs from base 1 to 864 and encodes 287 amino acids.